AUGGCCUCCUCCCGCGUCUUCGCUUCUCGCCUGGCUUCCGCCAUGGCCCCCACCACCCGGGUCGCUGCUCGCCCUGCUGUGCGUGCUGCUGUUCCCAAGCGUACCUUCACCGACGCUCGCGCUGCCUUCCGUCCUCAGCCCCUCCAGACCAUGAAGCGUCAGCAACCGUCCACUCUCCUCCAGGCCAACGCUCGUCAGGUCUUCGCCAACUACCAGUCUCGCCGCCAGUACUCCUCUGAGAUCGCCCAGGCUAUGGUCGCCGUCUCCCAGAACGUCGGUAUGGGUUCGGCCGCCAUUGGUCUCGGUGGUGCCGGUAUCGGUAUCGGUCUCGUCUUCGCCGCUCUCCUCCUGAGUGUUUCCCGCAACCCUGCCCUGCGUGGUCAGCUCUUCACAUACGCCAUUCUGGGUUUCGCUUUCGUCGAAGCCAUGGGUCUGUUCGACCUGAUGGUUGCCAUGAUGUGCAAGUACGUCUAA
This is a messenger RNA of Aspergillus chevalieri, 474 nucleotides long. RefSeq names its product ATP synthase subunit C family protein (gene ATP9). The record is from RefSeq and is a predicted model, not a curated record. NCBI's taxonomy places the organism in Eukaryota, Fungi, Ascomycota, Eurotiomycetes, Eurotiales, Aspergillaceae. Gene Ontology annotation, biological process: proton motive force-driven ATP synthesis; proton transmembrane transport. Bases 1 to 474 code for a protein of 157 amino acids. Gene Ontology annotation, molecular function: proton transmembrane transporter activity. The transcript has a single exon.